This is a messenger RNA of Paramisgurnus dabryanus, 4067 nucleotides long. RefSeq names its product ER membrane protein complex subunit 1 (gene emc1). NCBI's taxonomy places the organism in Eukaryota, Metazoa, Chordata, Actinopteri, Cypriniformes, Cobitidae. Gene Ontology annotation, cellular component: EMC complex. Gene Ontology annotation, molecular function: protein binding. Gene Ontology annotation, biological process: protein folding in endoplasmic reticulum. The record is from RefSeq and is a predicted model, not a curated record.
UUUACCGUUAGCUGUUUGGGUCCUUCGCCGCACAGAAUUGUGGGAAUUCUUCUUUUGCAGCAAUGGCUUGGCUUGUAGUCAGAAUAGCAAUAUCUGUGUCUUUAUUUUUUACUGCAUCGGCGGUAUUUGAAGACCAAGUUGGAAAGUUUGAUUGGAGGCAACAGUUUAUUGGCAAAGUGCGUUUUGCCUUGUUUGAUACUCAUUCACAAGCGUCUAAAAAACUCUUGGUGGCGACAGACAAGAACGUGUUUGCUUCUCUCAAUUCCAGGACUGGCGAUUUGUUCUGGCGUCAUGUGGAUAAAACUGGACCCGAGGGCCAAAUUGAUUCACUUCUUAUGUAUGGACAAGAUGCUAUUGUAGUUGUUGGAGAUGGACGUCUGCUUCGUUCAUGGGAGACUACAGUUGGUGGCUUGAAAUGGGAAACAGUGCUUGAUACUGGGAGCUUUCAAGAUGCUGCUUUUGUUGGAGUUCAAGAUCUUGUCAAGUAUGUUGCUGUGCUUAAAAAAACAGCAAUCUCUUUCCAUGACCUCUCGAGCGGUGGCCAGAUAUGGGUGGAAAAUCUGCCUGACAGUGACUCUGUGCAGUACCAAACUGUUUAUUCUGGAGGUGAUGGACUGGUAUUUGUUUUGGGACUUGUCCCAAACUCCCAUAUUGUUAUCGUUGAGUACAAAAUUGAAGAUGGAGAAAUCAUGAAUAAGAAAACAGUUGAAGCUGCAUGGAUGUCAAGCCUGGAAAACAGUUGUACAAUCGUCAGCUCAGGGAUCCUCUUGUGUGUGGAUCAGAUCACACAGUCUCUGUAUACUCUACCACUGCAGCCUGCCGAACAGACAGAACUGAGACAGAUACACCUUCAGACUCUGGAUUUGGAGGUGGCUUCUGGAUUUCAGCCUGUUUUGACAUCCACCCAGCCGAACCCUGCUCAGCCUCCGCUGGCUGAGUUCUUCCUGAAGCUCAGUCCAGAUCAUCACAUACUUCUGCAGCUCAAUAAUGGCCUCAUCGCUCCGCUACGAGAUUUCAAUCCGUCAAAUCUGGUUGCUUUUGCCACAACUGGAGAGAAAACGGUUGCUGCAGUGAUGUCACCGAAGAAUGACACUGCUUGCAGCAUCAACUUAUUCAGUGCUGACACAGGCCGAAGGCACCUAGACACCACCAUCAUCUAUCAAUUGGACCCUAAUGGAGGAAAGCCAAACAGAUUAUACGUCCAUGCUUUUCUGAAGAAAGAUGACUCUGUGGGCUACAGAGUCAUGGUGCAAACAGAAGACCUCACGCUUACGUUUUUACAGCAACCUGGCAGGGUGGUCUGGAUGAGGGAGGAGGCCUUGGCUGAUGUGGUCACCAUGGAGAUGGUUGAUCUGCCACUCACAGGAACACAGGCCGAGCUGGAGGGAGAGUUUGGGAAGAAAGCCGAUGGGCUCUUACCCAUGGUCUUGAAGCGCCUCUCAUCCCAGUUCAUCCUGCUGCAGUCCUGGAUGGGCCAUCUUUGGAAACUUUUCUACGAUGCCCGGAAACCUCGCAGCAGUGUGAAGAACGACGAGGUCACCAUUGAGACUCUGUCUCGGGAUGAGUUCAACCUGCAGAAGAUGAUGCUGAUGGUCACCGCCUCUGGAAAGCUUUUUGGCAUUGAUAGUAAAUCGGGAACUGUUUUGUGGAGGCACUACUUACAAAACAUCCAGCCCAACUCGGUUUUUAAAUUGAUGGUCCAAAGGACGACUGCUCACUUUCCUCAUCCUCCACAGUGCACACUUCUUAUUAAGGAUAAGGACACGGGUCUUGCAAGCCUCCAUGUCUUCAAUCCGAUUUUUGGCAAGAAGAGUCAUAGUAGUGUUCCAGCCUUACCCAGACCAAUCCUUCAGUCUCUGCUGCUGCCUAUCAUAGACCAGGACUACGCUAAAGUCCUGUUGCUUGUUGAUGAUCAAUAUAAGGUCACUGCUUUUCCAUCUACUAAAAACGUCCUCCAGCAGCUUCAGGAAACUGCAUCCUCUAUAUUUUUCUACCUAGUGGACACCAGCCAGGGCAAGCUGUCGGGUUUCCGUCUGCGCAAGGAUUUGUCUACAGAGCUGAUCUGGGAGGUGGUCAUACCCACUGAGGUCCAAAAGAUCGUGGCUGUCAAGGGAAAGCGUGCCAAUGAACACGUUCAUUCCCAGGGCAGAGUGAUGGGUGAUCGUAGUGUGCUGUACAAGUACCUGAACCCUAAUCUCUUGGCUGUGGUGACGGAGAGCACAGAUACCCAUCAGGAGCGUAGCUUCGUUGGAAUCUUCCUGAUUGACGGCGUGACUGGUCGUAUUGUGCACGAGGCGGUGCAGAGGAAGGCCAGAGGACCUGUUCACUUUGUGCACUCAGAAAACUGGGUGGUGUAUGUGUACUGGAACUCCAAGUUUCGUAGGAAUGAAUUUUCUGUAUUGGAGCUCUUCGAGGGAGCCGAGCUUUAUAACAGCACAGUGUUUAGCUCUCUGGACCGACCAAAUCCACCUCAGGUUCUGCAGCAGUCGUACAUCUUUCCUGCUCCCAUAAGCACCCUGGAGGCCACGCUUACAGAGAAAGGCAUCACCAGCCGCCAUCUUUUGGUGGGGCUGCCAUCAGGCAACAUUUUAUCCCUACCAAAGAUGUUCCUGGAUCCACGGAGACCAGAGAUGGUCUCGGAACAGAGUCGGGAGGAAAAUCUCAUACCGUAUGCUCCAGAAAUGCCUAUUCGCACAGAAUGGUUUAUAAACUACAACCAAACUAUAUCGAGAGUAAGAGGUAUCUACACUGCCCCCUCUGGCUUGGAGUCUACCUGUUUGGUGGUAGCAUACGGUCUUGACCUCUACCAGACCAGAGUGUAUCCCUCCAAGCAGUUUGACGUUCUUAAGGACGAUUAUGACUAUGUACUGAUCAGCAGUGUACUCUUUGGGCUCUUCUUUGCUACCAUGAUCAGUAAACGUCUAGCGGAAGUGAAACUGCUCAACAGGGCAUGGCGAUAAGACACAUCCUAAUGGCCUAUUGACUUCGCUCUCGUCCUCGCUGCAAUGUGUUUUGACACAUUGAUGACAGGAGACAAGCUGGUGACCACGUCAAGACCGCAAGAUCGUUUGAUAAGUUUGGUGUAUUUUUUAAAGCCAGCUGUCUCGGGGUUAUUGCGGUUGUUUGAGUGUAAGUGCAUAGACGGCCACGAUAGUUUUUCCCUAUUCAGAGAGAUGUAAUGAUGUAGGUCAUUUUUCCCACUUCUAACAUUGAACAGUUCACUGUCUAAUUUGUUAUUUAUUGCACCUUUCGGGGUAACACAAAUUAAGUAGAUUUGCCAACUAUAACAUGAUUAGAAAUGAAAUCUCAUCUCAUAUUUAUUGGAUGUCCCUCUGUAUGCCUGUUUUACCUGUUUUACAUUUCAUGCUGGGACGAGUCUGCUUAUUGGGAGCUUGAUGGAUGGAUUACGUGUAUUUUCAGAAUAAAUAUUGGUGACGUAACUGCAAAGGGACAUUAUUCAAUGAUAUGAUUGGAUUUUUGAAUAUAAUUUUGAGUAAUUAUUUAUAUCUGAACUUAGGAAAUGUAUUAACUAUGUAUAGGUUUAAUGCAUUUGCAGGGAUUUUAAUGGGCAAACACUAGUGCGCAUAAGAACUGUGAAAUUUCAGAAGACGUUUGGAUUUUUUUCUCCUAUAAAUUAAUGAUAGAAGGAUUUGCAUUGAUUUAGCUAAAUCAUUUUGGUAGUCUUUUGUAGUUAUUGUAUUUGUCACAUGCACUGGAUGGUUCAAAGCUGAUUUUCUUAACAUAUUAAUGAUAUAGAUAAUUCUAAUAUGCCAUAUCAUACUUUGAUUUAUGUCUUGUUCAUGUUACAAACCCUUUGCGAUUUUACUAAUGUCAGAUAUUUUCACUGUUUUUGUUUGAUUUUCAUAAAUUACAGGCCUGUUUAUAUGCUUUAACAAAUUUGAAAGGAUCCCCUUUGCUGCAAACUGAAUAAUGAUGUCAGAUAGUAAGAUUUUAAUAAUUGUAUCACCAGAGUAGACAAUUGAAUUAAUAUCAAAUCUGUUUCUUAAACAUGCAUUAAUUUAUUUCUUUUCCCCUGUUAUUGAUAAUAAAAGUUGGCCAAUUCUUAA